CCUGCGCCGCCCUGCGCGGGGGCACCGACGUGUCGCGGCGGAGGAGCCGCGCUAGGCCGCGCAUCCCGCUCGGCGCCCCAGGUCCCGGCAGCAUUCCCGACCAUGCCACGGGGAGAGAUAUGACGACGGCCUCCGGGAGAUACUCCUGGCGUGUUCUCCAUAAGCUUUUAUCAAGUGGUGAUUUUAUGCAAUGGCAUCAAGCCACAGUUCCUCACCAGUGCCUCAGUCGAAGAGCAGCGAUGCUUUCUGUAGAAAGGAAGCGGACGCCACGAAACGCUUUCGGCCUGUGCAGUCCCUGCCAGACGUGUGUCCCAAGGAGCCCACAGGCAAUCCCAAUAGCUUACAUGACAGCCCAUCUCUAGUUGUGGAUCAGCAAAGAUGGACUAUUUAUCAUUCCAAAGUCAAUCUCCCAGCAGCACUAAAUGAUCCUAGGUUAGCAAAAAGGGAAUCUGAUUUCUUUACAAAAACAUGGGGAGUGGACUUUGUGGACACUGAAGUCACGCCUUCAUUCUACCUCCCACAGAUCACCAAGGAACAUUUUGCAUCAUACCAACAGGAAAUCACUCCGAGAGAGAAGGUUCAUGAAAGGUGCAAGAAUAUUUGUACUCCUAAAGAUACCUUUGACAGGACACUAUUACACACUCACGAUAAAUCCAGGACAGAUCUGGAACAAGUACCUAAGAUUUUUAUGAAACCAGAUUUUGCCUUGGAAGAUUCCUUAACAUUUAAUGCCGUUUUACCAUGGUCUCAUUUUAGUACCGCUGGUGGAAAAGGAAAUCGUGAUGCAGCUUCCUCCAAGUUACUUCAAGAAAAGCUGAGCCAUUAUCUGGACAUCGUGGAAGUCAAUAUUGCUCACCAGAUUUCUCUUCGUUCAGAAGCAUUUUUUCAUGCAAUGACCUCACAGCAUGAGUUGCAGGACUACCUCAGGAAAACCUCCCAGGCUGUAAAAUUGCUUAGAGAGAAAAUCUCUAAAAUUGAUAAAGUAAUGUGUGAAGGAUCGCUUCGAGUUUUAAGACUGUCACUCACCAGAAAUAACUGUAUAAAAGCAUACAAUAAACUGAAGCUAAUGGCUACUGUACACCAAACACAGCCCACAGUACAGUUGCUGCUCUCCACUUCAGAGUAUGUUGGAGCUUUGGACUUAAUAGCAACAACACAAGAGGUGUUACAGCAAGAGCUUCAAGGUAUUCACAGUUUCCGGCAUCUUGGCUCACAGCUUUGUGAACUGGAAAAGCUGAUAGAUAAAAUGAUGAUUGCAGAGUUUUCAACUUAUGCUCGCAAUGAUUUAAAUAGACCCCUAGAAGAUGAUUGCCAAAUUCUAGAAGAGGAGAGACUUGUAUCUCUAGUAUUUGGACUUCUAAAACAAAGGAAGCUAAAUUUUUAUGAAAUAUAUGGAGAUGAAAUGAUUAAUACUGCAAAGAAUAUAAUUAAACAGUGUGUGGUUAAUACGGUAUCGCAGAUAGAAGAAAUAGACACAGAAGUGGUUGUUAAGCUUGCAGACCAGAUGAGGAUGAUGAAUUUUCCUCAGUGGUUUGAUUUACUGAAGAAUAUUUUUUCAAAAUUCACUAUCUUCCUCAAGAGAGUAAAGGCAACGUUAAAUACUAUCCGUAGCGUGGUUUUCUUGGUUCUAGACAAGAACCAAAAAACCAGAGACCUGGAGGACACGUUGCAGAAGAACUCUGCUAAGGAGAGCCUGGUGGACAGCGAGGUGGCCUACCUGACCCACGAGGGGAUGUUCAUCAGCGACGCCUUCGGCGACGGGGAGCUCCCGGCCGGAGCGGCCGACUCGGCCUCGCAGAGGAACACGUCCCCCAACAGCGAGCCCUGCAGCAGCGACUCCGUCUCGGAGCCCGAGUGCGCCACCGACUCCUCGUCCAGCAAGGAGCACACGUCCUCCUCGGUCACUCCGGGAGGAGUGGACAUGAUGAUUGGUGAGGACAUGAAACUGACUGACCUGGAGCUGGGCAGGCUGGCAAACAAUAUCCAGGAGUUACUUUAUAGCGCCUCUGAUAUCUGCCACGAUCGCUCGGUCAAGUUCCUCAUGGCAAGAGCAAAGGAUGGCUUCCUAGAGAAGCUGAAUUCCAACGAGUUCGUUACUCUUUCUCGCUUGAUGGAAGGCUUUAUCUUGGAUACUGAGCAGAUCUGUGGCAGGAAAAGCAUGUCCUUGAGAGGAGCUCUUCAGAGUCAAGCCAAUAGAUUUGUGAAUAGGUUUCAUGAGGAGAGGAAGACAAAACUAAGCCUGCUUUUGGACAAUGAGCGCUGGAAGCAAGCUGAAGUUCCUGCCGAGUUCCAGGACCUCGUUGAUUCGGUGUCAGAUGGCAGAAUUUCUCUCCCUGAAAAAAAACCAACAGCUACUGAAGAAAGAAAGCCAGCUGAAUUCCUUAUUGUUGAAGGACAAAAAUAUGCAACAGUUGGGACAGUAUUGCUGCUAAUAAGAAUAAUCCUGGAGUACUGCCAGUGUGUGGAUAACAUUCCUUCCAUCACCACUGACAUGCUGACCCGCCUGUCGGAUUUACUGAAGUAUUUCAACUCUAGAAGUUGCCAAUUAGUGCUUGGAGCCGGUGCAUUACAAGUUGUUGGCUUGAAAACAAUCACUACAAAAAACCUAGCCCUUUCUUCACGUUGCCUCCAGCUCAUCGUACACUACAUUCCCAUUAUCAGGGCUCACUUUGAAGCUCGGCUGCAACCGAAGCAGUUCAGCAUGCUCAGGCAUUUUGACCACAUCACAAAGGAUUAUCACGACCACAUAGCUGAAAUUUCAGCAAAGCUCGUUGCCAUAAUGGAUAGCUUAUUUGACAAACUAUUAUCAAAGUAUGAAGUGAAAGCCCCUGUUCCUUCAGCAUGCUUCAGGAAUAUCUGCAAGCAAAUGGCAAAGAUGCAUGAAGCUAUAUAUGAUCUCCUUCCUGAGGAGCAAACUCAGAUGCUGUUUUUACGAAUUAACGCAAGCUACAAACUCCACCUGAAGAGGCAGCUGGCCCACCUCAAUGUGGUCAAUGAUGGAGGACCUCUGAACGGGCUGGUUACUUCAGAUGUGGCUUUUUACACUGGAAACCUUCAAGCUCUGAAAGGCCUUAACAACUUAGAUCUAAACAUGGCUGAAAUCUGGGAGCAGAAGAGGUGAUAAUCCAUUGGGAGCAGUCACUUGGCUCUGACAACAGACUGACUCUUCUAAGCAGCGUGACAUGGUGAGGUGAAUGCUUGAGCCCAGAGCCCCAGGAAGGGCAGGAUUGAGUCGGGGGAGCUUAGACUCAGAGGGAGCUGCAGGGAGAGAUCCUUCCGGUGUCCUUCAGCAAGAAACAAGUGAUCAGCUGUCUGUGCAAUGUUUUUUCAUUCUCUCUGGAAACAGACUCAGGUUUCUUUGGACCAAAUCCAAAAGAACACAUAGCUGUAACACAGCUGUAGUUGUCUAGAAUGCUCUGUAUAUCUUUAUAUUAAAAAGAUGCUUUGCAUUUCUUCUAGUGCAAUGAAAUUCACAUGGUGUCCCACCUUAUUUAAUGAUGGUACAAUAUAAAAAUCUUGCAGUUGGAACUCUGUAGAAAAUGUUUUUCUCUAUGAAACUAUGCUGUUCUAAAAUUUAUUUUUUUACAGAACUUUAUAUAAAUAAAUGUCUUUUGAUUGCUCGCAUAUAGGAUUCAGCUUUGUUAGGGAGCAGUCCUGUUCCAGGGGAUUUCUCAGGGCCUAAAAUCUGAAGACAAGAUUUUCUAAGCAAGGGCCAGUUCCUCAAAGCUGUUCCUGUGGGGGAGAGGAGUGACCUGACCCUGGUUGGCAGUGACAGGGUAGCAGUGGGGGAACUGGGAGGUGGGAAAAAAGCUGGUGGAAGGAUGGCCACCUCCAGCUGCCCAGCGCCUCUGCCAGAGGGGAGGGACAGGGACACAAAGAAUGGGCAGGAAGAAUUUUAAAGUUUUUAGGCUGCUUAUAAAAGGCUGCACCAUUAAGAAGAGUGCAGCUGAAAUCCAUCUCUUUUGGAGUUUUUAAUCCUACCUUUGACAGACUGGAGGCUGCCAGUGCUCAGUACAAGUGCCUGUGAUUCUCACCUCACCCCUCUGUACCUGACCCCCGUCGAGUGCCUAACCCUGAGAUGAUCAUGUCUGAUGGAAUGGUCUCUGCUGCAGUGUGUGUGUGCCUGUGGUGCCCUCAGCCAGGCAUGCUGACCUGGUAGCAUAACACGUGUCAUUCAUUGUCAGUCAAAAUAAAGCUCUAAAAUCACA
Molecule: messenger RNA, 4208 nt
Organism: Melozone crissalis (California towhee)
Lineage: Eukaryota; Metazoa; Chordata; Aves; Passeriformes; Passerellidae
Gene: VPS54
Product: VPS54 subunit of GARP complex
Exons: 24
Coding region: 191-3121 (976 amino acids)
Biological process (GO): Golgi to vacuole transport; retrograde transport, endosome to Golgi
Cellular component (GO): GARP complex
Molecular function (GO): syntaxin binding
Source: RefSeq, a predicted model, not a curated record